AUGUCUCUCCGAUCAGUUAUCUUGGCAACUGCCACUCUCUGCGCAUAUGUUGUCGACGCACACAUGAUUAUGGCGAAGCCCGUACCGUUCAGCGUCGACAAGAUCGAUAAUGGACCAAUCAACAAACUGCAAUACCCUUGCAAGAACACCCUUGGCUACACCGUCUCCACAAUGAACUCGAUGGCAGUCGGCGAGGAGCAGACCCUCAGCUUUAAGGGAAGUGCAGUUCACGGCGGUGGAUCCUGCCAGCUCUCUAUUACUACGGACACAGAACCGAGCGUCAGCUCCAAGUUCAAGGUUAUCAAGUCGAUCGAGGGUGGAUGCCCCGGUGUCGAGGGUCCUGUCGACUUCAAGUUCACCCUCCCCGACAGCAUCCCCAACGGCAAGGCCACCUUCGCAUGGACUUGGUUUGCGAAGCUUAGCGGUGGACCCGAGAUGUACAUGAACUGCGCUCCUAUCGAAGUUACUGGUGGUGCCAGCGACACUACCAAGUUCGAUGCUCUUCCCGACAUGCUCGUUGCUAACAUUGAAUCUACCACCUGCGAGAGCGUUACCAGCGAAGCUUUGAAGUUCCCGAACCCUGGUACAGUACUCGCGCAGGGCGACAAUGGCUCAGAUGUUAAGCCUCCGAAAGGAGAUUGUGGUACAACUGGCACAUCCCCAGAGCCUUCAUCUGGAGCCGGAACCCCCGCUUCUUCUUCUGCUGCUGCUGGUGGUCAAGCCUCUGCCGCUCCCUCUUCCGCUGGUGGCAACGAUGGCAUGUACACUCCUCCCGCUGGCGCUGCCACAUCUGCUGCUGCCACCUCUGCCGCUGCUACUGCUGCUCCGUCUGCCGCUGUCUCCGCCCCGGCUGCUGGCUCUGCUGCUCCCUCUGCUGCUCCCUCUGCUGCUCCCUCUGCUGCUACGUCCAAGGCUGCUGUUACUUCUGCAGCCGCUUCUGGCGGUGCCGGUGGUGUCUUCGCCCCCGGAGCCUCCAGCGCAGCCCCCGCCGCCUCCACUCAGACCACGCUCGUCACCGUCACUGGCACACCCGCUGCACCCGUCAAGUCGACCGCUGCUGCAUCCGCUCCCGCCGCCUCUGCUCCUGCUGCUGGCACCGGCACAACGCCCGCUACACCCACCACCGCCCCGGCAGCUGGCGGCGACGGCGCCUGCACCACGGAAGGCGCCAUUGUCUGCAACGGCACGACGCAGUUCGGCCUCUGCAACCAGGGCAAGGUCGUGUGGCAGGCGGUCGCAGCUGGCACGACGUGCUCCAACGGCACGAUCCAGAAGCGCGGCUACAACGGCCGCGUGGUGCGCCGCCACCGCGGUCUCAUCAGCCACAUGCACAAGCACUGA
This is a messenger RNA of Ascochyta rabiei, 1341 nucleotides long. RefSeq lists its product as uncharacterized. The coding region runs from base 1 to 1341 and encodes 446 amino acids. The transcript has a single exon. Lineage: Eukaryota; Fungi; Ascomycota; Dothideomycetes; Pleosporales; Didymellaceae. The record is from RefSeq and is a predicted model, not a curated record.